GGGGUUCUGGGUGUUUUUUUUUGCGCGAUCUAAAAUGAAUGCGUGAGGCGGCGUCAGAAACUGCAGAGUUGCUGGAAUUCAUGUGAACAUGUUGAAGAGAAAGAAGCCUCAUAGGAAGCGUAGCAAAGCAGAUGCAAGCGAUCCCGUUGCCUACAAACAGCGCAGUAUUGUGGGAAGUAAAGUGCAGCAUGGAUGGAGGGAGAAGACGGGCGUGGUUACCCAGUGGAAGGGGACAGUCUUGGACCAGCUGCCAGUUAACCCCUCACUCUUCUUGGUGAAAUACGACGAUUUCGACUGUGUGUAUGGGAUCGAACUUUUCAAAGAUGACAGGGUCUCAGGACUUGAAAUACUGCCUGACAAAAGUGGUCGAACAAAAAUAAUGGAUGGGGAUUUGGCGGAGCUAAUAGUUGGCAAAGCAGUGGAACACAUGUUCGAAAAGGAUGACGGAUCCAAAAAUGAAUGGCGAGGGAUGGUGUUGGCACGUGCACCUGUCAUGACCACUUGGUAUUAUAUCACCUAUGAAAAGGACCCUGUUCUGUAUAUGUACCAACUACUUGAGGAUUACAAAGAGGGAGAUCUCCGCAUCCUGCCAGAUUCAGAGAACAAGCAAGUUCUGCCGACUGAGCCUGGCGAAGUGAUCGAAAGUCUCGUGGGAAAGCAAGUGGAGUAUGUGACCGAAGAUGGCACAAAGAGAACGGGGUUGGUGAUUCACCAAGUGCAAGCCAAACCGUCAGUCUAUUUCAUCAAGUUUGAUGACGAUUUUCACAUUUAUGUGUAUGACUUGGUCAAAACCUCCUAGCUGCAUGCAACGCUUGUCAUUGCCUUCACUAAGAGAUUUUACUGUGAACUGUGAGCUGAUCACUGAAGAGACUUGUGUUCUUUAUGUUAGCCCUCCAUGUGUUCAUUUACGAGACUUUGAAAGGUGACGUAUACACAUCCAUAUUUUUGACAUUUCCCUAGCACUUGGCUCAGCACGGUGUUUUGUUACACCAAUCAUUGUGAUCAUCCCAGCUUCCGCGGGUUGUAACAUUGUCUGCAAGGCCAAAGGAAAGGUCCUUCGCUGCUGAGUUUUGUGGUCCCAGCACUGUUGGACUCCUGAACUUACAAGGAUAAGUUUUUCCUUUUGUUUCCACUGUGAUCUUUUUGAUGGGAACAGCUUGUGCGAGGGAUUAAAUGUGACUGCGGUCACCGUGGGCUACACUAGGCUUCCCUAUAACUGGCUAUGGCAAGGCUCCUUCCUCUUGAGUGGAGGGUGUAAUUGGGACACAGGGAAUACAUUGACCAAAUUAGGCAAUAGAAUCCUGUUAUAAAAGUGGGUCAAAUGGAUCCUAAAUUGUUUGAAAGAUUUUAUGUUUGUCUUCAAAAUGUGUGAUUUAUCCUAGAUAGAACACAUUUUCUAAUUUUUGUCAAAAGAGCAGAUCAGAAGAAACAAGAAUUGAACUUGGUUAUGCUGAAGGGCGAAAAUAUUUUGGGUAGGGAAUUACAUAAAGCUAUGUUUGUGGCUUUUGUUUCACUAUUUCUGAUUGGUUGUGAUGACUGGUGUCAUGCAUGCUGAUCAGCUCCCUUGUAGAGUUUCCUGUGUUAAGCAUCCAUAUGUUAUAAUGCACUAUUCCCAUGUCUCACAUAGAUCCCAUGUCGAAGUCUGUGUGUGUGUGUGUGUGUGUGUGUGUGUGUGUGUGUGUGUGAGAGAGAGAGAGGGAGAAUUGUUCUGUCAUAUCUACCAUGCUCAGGCUAACAGAAAGAAUAUUGUCUCUUGGUUGUGCAACUUUUGCAAGACUCAUUGGAUAUCAGAUUUGUCUUUAUUUUGUGUCCUUGGCUUUGUUUAAAAAGGUAAAUAUAAGUAGCAUUUUGGAUAUAAUGGCCUUACUCCUUUUGAAGCAAAACUCUUCCAACUUUCAGUCCCAACUGUGUGCUUCUGUGUGGGAGGUGUGCUUUCCCGUGUUCUGUUACUUCUGUUUUGAUUAUAACUAAUAAUUUAGAAAGAGGGCUAGAAGGUUUCUCAUGGGGAAACAAGCUGCCACCUCCCUUCCAACUCUACUGUCCCUCCCCUCUUUAAAACAAAUGCCUUUGUCCAUCAGCCAGAACUCUGUGCAACUCACCGAACACACGUAACCAGAAACAAUCCUAUCUGCUCCCUCCCCCCCCCAAAAGAAGCAGUAAAGUAGGAGGGGGCAGGAUGAUGUGGCAACGAAGUUAAAAUUUUUACUUGAUCCAGUGUGAAAGAUUACUGCACUUGGUGAACUUUCCUUUGUUCUGUCUCUGAACUAGAUGGGGAAAUUCUGACGAUUGGCAGUGUUAACACAGCAAAGCACUUAAGCUGCUUCUGUAGGAGUGUUUCAGGAGCAGUUACUUGUUGGGCAUUGUCUCUCUCUCGUCGUCAGAGCACAGUGGCUGAACAACUAAGGUCACUCACAGUGGCUCUGGGAUUUCCUGCUUCUAUGCACUGAAUCAGGGAAGUCACUGCUGGUUAAAUGAGGGAAUGUCAGUGAAGGAUGACAGCCUCAUCGGCAUUUUCCCACACAGUCCAGGCGAGCAUGUUAUUAUCCAUGUGUGGUAAAAGUCUGCUUGGCAUGGGCAGAGCCUCCACACCCUGGAGGGGAAAUACUUCAUUAUGUCAUGAGAAUUAUUUUUAAUUCUCUCUUUGCUUUCAGUCUCUACUUCAUAAAGCAUGUCAGAGUUACAGUCCCUACGCCUUUAUCAGUGUGUGCUCAAUGCUAAAUGUUCGGAGAGACAGGAAAUCGUUACAUUCCUGCCAAUAAAUAUAACAUAUUGAUUUGCUGCUGCAAUUUGAGAUCAUUAGACAUAGGAGCAGAAUUAAGCCAUUCAGCCCUUUGAGUCUGUUCUGUUAUUUAGGGAGAAUGUUUCACAUAACAACAGCAUGGUAUCAGCUCGGGUUGACAGUGCUGUUUGAUGUCUGUGAAUUUGGAUUAAGGAGCACAACCACGGAUGAAGCCAUUUCCAAUUUAGAUUGCCAUUGAGUGAAAAGAGCAGAGGUUCAGACUUGCAUGUAGAAAAGAUAACCUAAAUUCUGUAAGAUCUCAAUGGCCCAAAUAAUUUUGCUCACAGACUUUUUACUGGUCGUUAUUAUUUUAAGCAGUGAUGCCAGCCUUAAAAGUAUCAUCUUAGAUGGAAGUCAUUGAAUGGUCCCACUGCUCAAGAAGAGAGAAUCUAUUCUCAUCACCAUGAUGGGAACUCCAUCUUGGAAGGUUGUCAGAGGAGUCAGUUUUGCUGUUAGAUCAUUGUUCCCUCCCAAAUUAAUUACCACAUCACUCCCAUUUUACUGCACUAUCAGUUUUUAUUUAGCACUUGAUGUUGCUACUAAUUAUACAGUACCAGCAAUGAGUAUGGGCAUUGCCAAUGCUGAACGUGGUUUCCUAAACUAGACUUUAAGCUUGGCAGACUUGUACAAAGUUCAGAGUAAAUUUAUUAUCUUAAGUACAUAUAUGUCAUUGACCGUGAGAUUCAUCUUCUUGCAGGCAGUCAUAUUAAAUACAAGAAUCAUAGUAGAAUCAAUGAAAGGCCACAUCUACAGAGUGGACAAAAAAAAGUGCAAACAAAAACCCAUAACAAAUUGUGCAAGUAUAAUAAGAAAAUGAAUGAAUGAAUAAAUAAGCAAUAGAUAUAAAAAAUAUGAGCUGAAGUGUCCUUGAAAGUGAGUCCAUAGGUUAAAGGAACAAUCAGUGAUGGGGCGAAUGAAGUUAACCCCUCGGGCUCAAGAGAUGAUGUUUGAGGGUUAAUAAUAGUUCCUGAACCCUGGUGGUGUGGGUCCUUGGGCUCUUGUACCUUCUUCCUUAUGGUAGCAACAGGAAGAGAGCACGGCCUGUUUGGUGGGGUCCCUGAUGAUGGAUGCUGCUUUCCUGCAACAACGCUCAGUAUAGAUGCGCUCAGUGGAGGGGAAGGCUUUACCUAUGAUGGACUCAGCUUUAUCCACUACUUUUUGUAGGCUUUUCCAUAAAAGGGCAUUGGUGUUUCCAUACCAGGCCGUGAUGCAACCAGUCAAUAUAAUCUCCUUCACUCAUCCAUAGAAGUUUGUCAGAGCUUUAGAUGUCAUGCCGAAUCUUCGUAAACUCUUAAGGAAGUAGAGGCACUUUCUUCAUAAUGGCACUUAAAUGUUGGACCCAGGACAGAUCUUCUGAAAUGAUAACACCGAGGAAUUUAAAGUUGCUGAUCCUCUUGGCCUUUGAUCCCCUGAUGAGGACUGAUACAUGGACCUCUGGCUUUCUCCUCCUGCAGUCAAUAAUCAUCUCUUUCGUCUUGCUGAUAUUGAGUAAGAGUCUGUUGCUGUGGCACCACUCAGCCAGGUUUUCAGUCUCCCUCCUGUAUGCUAAUUUGUCACCACCUUUGAUUUGGCCAACAACAGUGAUAUCAGCAAACUUAAAUAGGGGCAUUGGACAUGUGCUUAGCCUCACAGUCAUAAAUAUAACUGUGAGUAGGGGCUAAGAACACAGACUUGUGUUGCACCUGUGCUGAGGGAGAUUGUGGAGGAGGUGUUCCUGCCAAUCUCAACUGACUGGGGUCUCCAAGUGAGGGAAUCGAGGAUCCUGUUGCAUACAAAGCUAUUGAGGCCUAGGUCUUGAAGCUGACUGAUCAGUUUCGAGAGGAUGACAGUAAUGCUGAGCUGUAGUCAAUGAAAAGUUUCCUGAUGAAUGCAUUUGAUGUUGAGGUGUAUGCUACUGGCACAGAAGCGAAAAUGCUCUCAAGGUAUAUGUAUAUAUAAUUAUAAAAUAUGCAACACAUACAAAAGAAAUAUUAUUCAUUAUUGAUCUAUGUAUAUAAACUUUCUUUUUCUUCCCCUUGCUAUUUGGGCUGGGGAGCUGGUGUUAUUUUAUGGUGCUGUCUUUAUCACUCCAGAAAUGAUUGCUUCUCAGAUUAAUAAUUUUUUUAAAACUCUUUGCAUGCUUUUUAACUAGAGUACAACUAAUUCUACACUACUCAGUCUUAAUUAUUUCUGCUAUUUAAAAAAAAGGACCUAAAUUUACAAUACUUGGAUUUUAAUUAAGUGUCCUGCAAGGAUGGUUAGUUCUAUGACACUGAACUCUGUAAAAGACAGCGUGUCUAUGGACUGUUCAAACCAAGAUAUUGAUAAGUUUCUCGUGGCAGUAGAGUGCAAUGAAAAAUCCCCAGUAUCAAGUAGUGUUUUGCACUAUAUUCUCAAAUGUGCUCCACAGUCAAUUGUGAGUAAAAGGACAAGUGAUCUGAUUUAACAUCCUGCCCAUUUUUCACAGUAAACUCUGUGUCUUUGUAUCUGAGUUAGUAAGUCUGCUAGAGUAGGCUAGAAGGCAGCCACCACAUUGAUCCAUCAAGCAGAGCAUAAAGGAAAAAAAAUCCCUUAUAAAUCUUAAGACUUUUUGCUGUAACUUAUGUAGCCCUAACUAUGGGUUCAGUAGUGUGAUGCCUGCAAUUGUAGACAUAUUUGUUGAUGGAGUCCCAUUGCAGCAGCUAGCCAGAUAUCUACGUAAAUAAUUCUGUGAAAAAAAUAUGUUGAUAAUGCUUCCAAUGCUUCCAACUAUAGAAUUUUGUCAAAAAGUCUGUCUGGUGUAUUAGUGACCAUCCUUACAUGCACUGGGCUGUAUUUCGGUCCAGGCUCUCAACAAUAUAGUUGACUCAAGGCAAAAUUCUGUAAUGUUUAGCAGGGCACUCGGUCCAGGGGCAUUAAGUGCUUGCUUCGCUAGUGAGACCCACAUCUCAUGAGGGAUUAAAUUAAAUAUAUAAAAUUGGGAAGUGCUUGUUGUGUAUUUGUCCAGGAAUUGUUUCUAUCAACACAUAAAAAUCUAAAGGUGAAAUAUUUUUGUUACCCUCUCGGGAUAUGAGCAUCAUUUGCAAGACAUAAUUUAUUGGCCAUUGCCAACUGACUUGAGCAGGUGAUGGUAGCCCGUAUAGUGAGCUGUUUGGCUAGGGGAUUUUGAUCCAUUGGUGAUGAAGGAAUAAAAUGUGACUUGGACUUGACAAUCUCCCCCAUCCUAGACAGUGGGUUUUGAUGAGGCAAUGUAUGACUAUAAUUCCCACUUCCAGAAGUGGUGAUUGUGGAGAGGGUGGGACUGCUGUGUACGUACAUCUACUGAUGCUUCUGGACACAUCUUCAGUGAUGUUCCUGGAAUCAUCGGGUGUUUCGGAUCUUUCAACAUCAUACAACCUCCUCCAGGUGACCCAGCCGGGGCUGAUCAGACCCCAACUUGUGUCCAGAUGGCUAGCUACUUAUGACUCCAUGGCUCCCCUCUUUUGAGCCACAGCCAUCUUGAGGCCCUCUCUGCCGCAUCGGUGGUACUGCGGAUGGCUCUCCUCUUCCUCUCUCCCUCGAUGCCCAACAUGCUGAAGGCCCUAACUAAAGAACGGGCUACGAAUCCCCUACAACCAACCUCCACUGGGAGACACCUCGCUCUCCAUCCAGCCUGCUGACAGUUGCUGACCAGUCCUGCAUACUUGGAGAGCUUCCUUUCAAAUUUUUAAUGGAUUAAAAACGAUAAUCUAGAAUAGGUCAGGCUGUUUAGACACCAAGAAAUGAAAAGAUAGGUUAAGAAUGGAGGCGCCUUUCACAUGGACAAAGGUCAAAUUUCAAAAUAAAUUUAUUAUCCAUAUAAGUAUAUGUCACCACUGAGAUUCAUUUUUUUGCAGAAAUUCAUAGUAACACAUAUAAAUAUAAUACUCAGUGCAAAACUAUACACAAAGACUGACACCCAAGGUGUAAAAGAAGGCGAACUUCAACUAGAAAAACAAAACAAGCUAAUAUAGGAUGCUCCCCUUUAAAGGGCAACACUUAACUUAUGACCAUACUCUGCUGUCCAUUUCACUCUUUAUUUAAAAGCCACUGUGAUAUAAAGAGAAAAGCUCCAGGAUAAUUAAAGCUCAUGGCAAACUGCUAACCAGUGUGACUGCUUUCACUGUCCACUUUGUCUAGCAAUUACUCUGAGCAAAAAUAUGGUUUACCCUAACACAUCCUGGUCGGUAGAUAGUUGGUUGCGCAAGAUCUUUGCUUCAGGGACCUGGUGGCGUAUGCUCACAAAAAUACCUUAGCUGUUGGUUUAUAGGUAACCCCAGGACAAUUAGAAGGUCGGGCAUUGGUAUUAUUAAAUUACACAGUAAUGAAGAUCACAUUUGUGAUGUGGUUCCUUAGUUUUAUUUCAGAAAUUUCAUGUAAUUUGAGCAGUAUUAGAUCUAUCUACCAGGGUAAACAGUCAAGGCAGGUGGAGAAUGCAUCAUGCUGAGACUGUACAACAGGAAUUCGAUAUAUUCGCAAUAGGAGCAUGCUUUGUGGUUAACAAGGUGCUUAGAAUAAUGUAGCAUAGUUACUGGAUUUAGUAUUCCAGAGACAUGGAAUAGUGAUCCAAGUUCAUCAAUCCCACUACAAUUGCUGGGGAUGUUAAAAACAUUACAUUAAAUAAAUCUGUAUUUAAAAAUAAAAAAUCAAAAACUAUGAGUGAGUGAAACUCCGAAGUUGUUUGCUAACGAUUUUUUUGAAAAAGAAAUCUGUUCACUGACUUUUUCUAACCUGGCCUUCAAUGAAACCCACACCAAAAAAGUGCUCACUGAAAUGGCCUUGUUAAAACACUCAAUUUAGGAGCAACUUGCAUUGGGGAAGAAGUGCUGGAUUUUGUGAUGCCAGCAUCCUGUGAAGUGUUUUAAAAAUACAUAAUUAUAUCCAUUGGUUAUAUUUUUAUCACCCUGAAUGAAAGCAGUUACAGGUCCACAAUCCCUUAUCUGAAAUCUUUGGGGCCAGUUGCAUUUCAGAAUUCAGAAUUUUUGGGAUUUCAGAAAAUUUAUAAUUAAUCUGUUUCAAUGCGGAUGGACUUUAGGACCCAGGGGAGCUCUGGACCUGCACACAUCCUCCCGUAUACUUUAAAUCAUCUCUAGAUUACUUAAUACAAUGUAAAUGCUAUUGUAAAUAGUUGUUAUACUGUAUUGUUUAGGGAAUAAUGACAAGAAAAAAAGUCUGUAUAUACUCAAAAGACGAGUGCUGGAGAGAGAACUUCCGAGUUUUCCUGAUCCGUGGUCGUUUACAAAUACUAUUACAGUUUAUUUAUAAAGUAAUAUACUGUUAAAUGAAAUAGUGGGAUAAUUAUAGACCAUAAAUACACUAGUACAUUUUAUUUCCAACAAAAACAUUCAAUAAAACAUAAAAAUAUACAGCUUAAAACGAACCGAAUCAAACACAUGGUAAAUGACUUAUGGAAUAAAUGUAGAACGUAAAUACUCUAGGACAUAUACAGGUUCAGACUAAGCUAAAUACGUACAGGUACCUGGUGGGCCAGGAACAGGAUUCUCAAGUUAUGAAGCAGCAGUACAACAGACGGCGUUUUUAACGACUUCUUCAAGUGUCAUCUGUCUCAUUAACAUAGGUUUACGUCUAAGCAAUCUCUCUUUAACUGAGUAAACUGCCGUAAUCUGUUGCUCACUGAUAAAUGCAUGUUGUUCAAGGCCAGCAAUUAACCGAUCACACAUUUUCACCAUAUCGUCUAUGCGGAUUUUUUCACCUGUGUUCACUAUGUCAUCAUCAUCACUACUAUCUUCAUGCUUAUCUGUAUUUAACACCAUUUCAGCAGUUUCCCCAUCACUCAAGGAAUGCACAACAGAUGCAUCAUUGUCAAUGUUCAGCAUUUCUUUGAACAAGGCUGUAAUAUAGAUGUCACAUUGGGGGGCAAGUAAGUUGCGAAAACAUGACUUUUCAGAAGAAGUUCAGCAGGGGGAUGUGCGGAGCAGUUGUCCGGGAACAAUAAAAUUUUACAGAUUUCUUCCAGUCCAGCUUGCCUGCAUUGAGCUCGUGCCUCUGGUACAAAGUGAUUAUUGAACCAGUCAGAAAACAUUUCUCGGGUUACCCAUGCUUUCUAGUUUGCACAAUAAUGCACAAGUAAAUUGUGUACACCUUUCAGAUAUCUCAGAUGUUGGCUUUUUCCAGUCACUGCCAACUUCACCUUGUGUGUGCCUGCUGCAUUGGCACACACAAGAAUAGUUAACCUGUCCUUAGCAUCUUCAAAGCCUGUUGGUGCUCUCUCAUCAGCCGUUGUUAAUGUUUUUCUAGGAAUGUACCGCCAGUACAAAGCUGUUUCAUCAGCAUUGUUAAUUUUUUUAUGGCUAAGGUUUUCAUCAGAUAUUAUCUUGGCAAAUUCGUCAAUGUAAUUUUCAGCUGCUUCAUGAUCAGCAAAAGCUUUUUCACCACAGAUUUUAAGAUAUUUUACACCAUGAGGCUUCUUAAAUUUCUGCAGCCAACCCUCUGAAUAUUGACAGUCACCUUCAAUGUUCAGUUCUUCAUGGUAUAUUUUAGCUUGUUUCAUGACCAACAUGCUAUUCAUUGGCAUACGUUCACUUCUUCGUUGUCUAAUCCACUCAAUCAAUGCACAGUCAAGAUCUUCAUUUUUUUGCCCUAUGUAGUGUUUUCCUGUUUUUCAUUAAUUUAUGGUCAUCACUGUCACUAUAAAACUUCAGUAACUUGCCUUUCUGUUUCUUUAAAUCAUAUACAGUGGUAGUUCCGACACCAUAUUCUUCAGUAAGAUGCCGCACAGACACACGACGAUCAAGCUUCUGCACUUUCUACGUUAUUGAUAAUGAUAGAUGCUUCCUUCUAUUUUUCUCAUUCUUACCUGCAGGGGUAUCUGCAGCUCUUUUUGACAUUUUCACAGUGAAAUUAAAUACAAAGUCAACAGUGAACACAAAAUAUCAGCGAACAGCAAAUGCACGUGUAACCAUCAUGAGUGCUGAGCCACAACUGACGUCUGGUGGCCUCUGCUAGUGCUGCCACGUCACACCUGAGCGACGUCAGCUGUUGGUGCACCAAAUGAGCCUUGUUACGACACGUUCCAUACUACGAAAAAAACUUCGGUUUUCAGAUUUCAGAAUUUCAGAUAAGGGAUUGUGGACCUGUGCCUUUAAUAACUUGUAUUUAUUGAAGCCUUUAACAUAGUAACAUGGCCCAAGGUUUUUCACAAGUAUGUUACCAAAUGAGGUUUGAUGCCAAGAAACAGAAUGGGGCAGCUAAUAAAGCUUGGUUGUAGAACUAGAUUUUAGGCAGUGUCUUCAAGGAGGAAAGGUUGGUGGAGAGGCUUUAAGUGGAAUUCCAAAAGUUGGGGUCCAAGCAAUGGUGGAAUAAAGGAAGUGCCUCUGAAGUGUUGAGUUGAAGGUCUGUUGGCUGUUGAAGGUUAUUCUAGAGGUCUUUGCCAUUGUCAAGUAUCCAUUAUAGCUCUUCUUCUGACUGAUCAAUUAAGCAUGAUAGCUUUAAAUAACUAUCGAAUCAAUGGAGUUCUUUGUAUCUAAUUCUGUUGCUCAAAUCUGCACAGUUCUUCUGCUCCCUAACUUCACUGAAGGAUUGGAAUAAAACAAGUUGCCAUCUUUCAGAUGACAAGUGAAAUUAUCUUACCUGUACUGCCUAAUGAAUGUGUUGCACUGCAGGGUCAUAGCUCAGAGCUCAAGUCUUGGGACAAUGAAGUUUUAUUUUUAAAAAAAGGAUGGCAAGGUUUUUUUUCCUCCAGGGUUUUGCAAUAAAUAGUUGUUGACUCUCUGCUCAAAUCAAUCAGGCCAGUUGGAAAAUUCAACCAGGCAGUUCUAUUAUUUAGCAUCCUUACAAUGUGGAAACAGCUUCCCUGUCAGUGAUGCAUAGGGUGUCAUUCUUUGUGCAGUGCUCCCUUUGAUACUCUUUAGGUCCAAUUGGACAGUGUUUCUGUGGAGCUGCGAUUACUAACACUUCUAGGACAACUUGAGAGGCUUCAGGUAAGUGAGAACUCCUAGUAGUAAUCCCAACAAAUACUACUAACCUUGCAAUUAUCACCCAACUCCAAGAUUCAGUUUCCUACACAAAAGCAUCAUCUUCCUCCCCUUGGUGUUCACCUGCCCCACCUCACACCCUACAUCUCCAUUCGCCCCAGCAACCCACCCAAGCACCAGGGUCUCGUGUCCUUCAUUCUGUAAUCGUUACCAGCCAAGGGCCUGAUGCUAAACGCACAAGUCCACCCUUAGAGGAGUGUAGUGGACAGCACAUAACCAGUUUAUUAAGACCAAAGCCUUGGUCAUGGGAACAUUGUCAACUGGUGAGGUAGUAAUAUUCAUUGUCCUGCAGCCUGUUCUCAAUGAGUCCCACAAGUCUGGGGGACUAUAGAUCACCUUGGGUGAGGGUGAGAUAGAAGGGUUUUCAACCAGAAAAUAUAUAUGAUUUUUCUAGAGAAUGCAGUUAGAGGAACUACUGCUCAUCUGCUGAACAGAUUGGAGCACUGAGUGAGAAGGGAUAUUUGCACUGUAAAUGCGUAGGACAAAAAUUCCACUGGCUUCUCUAAAAUGAGUGGGUGUUGGAAUGAUUUGUUUGUUAGCAGUGUUUGAAGGCUGUUAAGUCUGCUGUGGUGAAGGUGUUGAUUGCAAAAGACCACAUAUGCCAAGUUGCUAAUCUCACUUUAUCAGGGAAAAUGGCUGAAUUUUGUUGCAUCGGUAUUCUUGUAUCAUCAUGAUUGAGCUUCCUGGUAAGAUAUGAAAAUCUGUGUGGCCGUGGCUGGUGGGACAUUAUUAGACAUUAAGAAAAUUAAGUAGAUAGUUAGGGUUUUAAAAGUUUGAUUUUUUUUUUUUUUUUUUGGUGGCAAUUUUCAAGCAGGUAAUUUGGAUUUCACCCAAGAUUUAAUUUAGUAAGAAAUUGAAAGGGUUUUCGCUACUGUGGUUGGUAUUGGGAUUUUCAGUGUGGAACAACUAGUAAUGUUCUUCGGCUUCCCCUCAAGAAUCUUUGCCUUUCCUUUGAAUCAAUUUCAACCCCAUCCCACUGUAGCAAAAGAAGGUGUUAAUUGUUUUCUGACAUUUCCAAGAAAGAUGUAAAGGAAAUGUAGAAGCCUAUUUCACUGCUGCCUUUCACACCAUAGACUAACUGUGCAAUCAUGGUGACCAUUAAUCAUGGUCAGUUCAGUCAAUUUGCCAUGUCAACUAAACCAUAUAUUCUAGUUAUAAGUCCUGAACUGCCGCCAUUCCCCUUCACUGUGACGGGGUGAAGGAACACAGGCCUUGAAUCUAACCACUCUCUAAUCGUGCCAUUCCACUUUAAAAGGAAUAGGCCAUAAAAUAGCUUAAAAGGCACGUGUCUGGGAACAGUGAGUGAGAGCUGAUGAGUUCUUGCUGAUUGUAAAGGCAGAUUGCUGAAGAAAUUGUAAAUGUUAUAGGUUUAUUAUGCUAAAUAUUAUUUGCAUUGUGUAUGUUCUCCCUGUUAAGGAUGUUCUCCUUGUCUUCGGUGUUGUAGAAGGCUUGGGCUCCUCCUAGAGUUAGUUGAAUCUGAUUGGACCUUCCUCCAGAAUUCUGAUCCAUUGAUUUUGUUUUAAAAUAUCUGUCAGAAUUCCUCCUCAACUUUUUAUUAAUGUACAUAUCUGGAUGGUCUUUGGGUGUGUGAAGUAUAUUGAAACAUUGCAAUUUUCAUUGAUUUGAAGUAAUGUUUUGAUAUCUAUCAUUGUACAUAAGAAUUCCCGAGUUGGACAGGUUUGUAGAAUACCAACUCCAAAAUAUUAUUGUUAAUUCACAUGUAGAAAUCCUAAUUUAUUCAUGAAUUGGAGAUACUUACCCAAGCCCUUUGAAAUUUCUUCCACAGGAUUUACUAUUGAAAUUAAAUGUUAAAAUUAUUAAAAUAGACUUUGUACAUUGUUCGGGUCUGAAAAAUUCAUUUGUCGCAAGUACUUUGGGCCACUAUUUAAUAUUGAAUUGGGAUUUCUACAGAGAGACAGGCUCCGAUAAAAAUACAAAAAGCAGAAGUAGGCCAUUUGGCCUCUCCUCCCUGUUGCACAAUUUCUUAAGAUUAUAAAUUGAUCUUUUAAUUCUGUACCACUUUCCUGCAUUAAUUCCACAUCCUUUGGUUCCCUUCAUGUCCACAAAUCCUCUGUCUUGAUUAAACUUCACAACCAAGCCUCUACAGCCAUCUUCAUUAGAGAAUUUUGAGAAUUCGCCACCCUCUAGACCAGGGGUUCCCAGGUUUUUUAUGCCAUGGACCCCAGACUGAGACCCCAGGUUCUCAACCCUGCUCUGGAUGAAGAUCUUUCUUCUUUUCUCUGAUUGGUCAACACCUUGUUUCGAAGGUGGCCCCUGUUUCUAGAUACCCAAACCAGAGAAAAUGUCGUGUCCUGGUAAGGCCCAUUAAGAAAUUUGCACAUUCCAAAGAGAUGACCUCUCAUUCUUCUAAACAUGUACAGGCCUAGCCUGCUUAAUCGUCCUGCAAUGGCACUACAGUGAGCCCCAAGGGAUCUGUGUCAUUGCUAUACCAUGAGUAACACCAUAACGGAUACACUGGUGCCUAGAACAUAAGGUGGUAUCCACUGCAGUGCAGAACAUAUAGGUGCAGGUUCAGUCUCAGUGUGGUGUUUAUUCAGAUGCUGGGUUUGUACACAGUUGGCCAGAUGGAGUAGAGGAGCACUAAUCCUGUUUACUAUCCACUAUCCUUUAGUGAUUGGAUAUUCAUUGAGCUCAGCAUUAGGCUCAGAAGUUGAGCAUCUUGCCAAACAAAAUUGUAACUGUUAUAACUUGAAUGCCAAUAGAAUUGCAUCUGUUUUUAGGGCAGGGAGGGGUGGAAUGGUGUCCACAGAAAACUAUAAAAAGGGUUGAGAGGAUGAGAGUGGUUCAAGCCUUCAACUACCUCAGAACAGGAGAACAUUCCUCCUUUCUCUCUGCCCAUGGUAUGGCUACUGUGGCAGGAAGCCUGGUCUGUAAAUACUUGCUACAUUUAACAUUUAAAUAUUCAGUGUUAGAACUGAUUUUCUUUUUCUCAGCUGGAAGAAUCUCAAUAGCUUUUAGAGUAACUACAUGGGAACCUGCACUAAUAGCCACCUCAGAGUGGCAGUGUUUUAAAACAGUUUUAAAAAAUUGCUGCAUUUUAAAUAAAAAUAAUAAAUGUCUUGUUGAGUUUUUUUUUUCAGUUGUGAUGUCCUGCAGUCAUUUCCAUGGAGAAACAAAAAAAAAUAAAAACACAAAUU
Mobula hypostoma (lesser devil ray) is the source of this 13907-nucleotide messenger RNA. Its product is annotated as spindlin-1-like. The transcript is spliced from 5 exons. The record is from RefSeq and is a predicted model, not a curated record. NCBI's taxonomy places the organism in Eukaryota, Metazoa, Chordata, Chondrichthyes, Myliobatiformes, Myliobatidae. Gene Ontology annotation, biological process: gamete generation. Bases 89 to 799 code for a protein of 236 amino acids.